Penicillium nucicola is the source of this 1587-nucleotide messenger RNA. RefSeq lists its product as uncharacterized. NCBI's taxonomy places the organism in Eukaryota, Fungi, Ascomycota, Eurotiomycetes, Eurotiales, Aspergillaceae. The transcript is spliced from 6 exons. Bases 1 to 1587 code for a protein of 528 amino acids. The record is from RefSeq and is a predicted model, not a curated record. Gene Ontology annotation, biological process: transmembrane transport. Gene Ontology annotation, molecular function: transmembrane transporter activity.
AUGGCUUCUAACGACCACAAGGUUAAGAUUGAAUUCUUGGAGAACGUUGAGGUUGCAGAGAUUAGAACUGGUGAGGGGGAAGUCCAGCGACUGCCUCUGCCUAGUAGCGAUCCCAAUGAUCCGCUGAACUUCACAAAGUGGGAGAAAUUCGGUGUCAUUCUCAGUUGCUGCUGGUUCUCCAUCAUGUCAUUGUCCGUAGUUGGGGGGUUGGGUGCCAUCCUCGGAGUCUUCUUCGAACUGUAUGUUCCUCAAGGUCACAGCUCGACGCAAGUAGUCUGGCUGGCGACUUUUCCGUCACUCUUCGUUGGUGUGGGCAAUUAUCUGAUCCUCCCGUUGGGCCUGGUAUAUGGUCGCCGGCCAGCCACGAUUAUCUCAAUUGUGGUACUUCUAGGCUCCACGAUCGGUUGCGCUCUGUCGCAGACCUUUGAACAGCAUCUUGGACUUCGCAUUCUUCAAGGACUUGCCACGGGUGCCACAGAAUCGCUGCUCCCCCUCAUGCUCUCCGAGGUCACAUUUGUGCACCAGCGUGGUACAAUCUUUGGUGUAUACUGGGCAACGCAAAAUGUAGUGACAAGUUGCUUGAAUCUGGCCAGCUCGUAUGAGGCCGCUGCUCUGGGGUGGCGCUGGUUUUAUUGGGUAUAUGUCAUUGCUAUUGGGGUUGGGCUUGUCAUUGUUGCAUUAGGUUGCUUUGAGACAAGAUACCAGCGACGUGCACAGAUCCUCAAUGGGCAGCUGGUCAUCACUGAUGAGUUUGGCGUCACCCAGAUACUCACCGGGGCCCAGGCUGAUGCAUAUCUGCAAAUGCAAGAGACAGAGAACGAUAUGACUAUUCCUGAUGCAGCACUUCCAAAGAGAACCUAUGCGCAGAUGAUUAGCCCCGUUGGAUCUUCCACCAAGAAUCCUGUUCGAACUGUGCUGAUGGCUUGGUUCCACAUGCUCGAGGCUUUCUCUUCCCCGGGUAUUCUAUAUGCGACUCUUCUGGCCUCAGUAGUGCUCGGCUCGUCCAUCGGCAUCUCGUUGACUUACGACGCCGUGCUUCAAAGCUAUGGUUGGCCAGCUAAGAGUGUCGGUCUGAUCAACCUGGGUGGUGUAUUUGGUGGCUUUGGAGGAAUGCUAUAUGCUGGAGUAUUUGGGGACUGGUUUAUUCUGCAGAUGGCCAAACGCUCAGGGGGUGUUCAUAUCCCGGAGCAUCGGUUGACUUUGCUGAUAUUCCCCGGUAUUCUCGCUGUUGUGUCCCUACUCCUCUACGGAUUCACUGCCGAAAACAACGCGACUUGGGGAGGGCCAUUCAUGGGAUGGACCCUUUUCCAGGUCAGCUUUGUCUCUGUGUUGAUCUUGUCGACUUCAUUCGCGGCAGAGGCCUGGGAGAAGAACCCGGGGCCGGCACUGGUGGCUGUGGUUGGAACCAAAAACAUCAUUGCUUUUGGUGUCAGCUAUGGUUUGACUCCCAUGGUAGCUUUGUAUAGCUAUCCGACUGCGAUGGGGAUCUUAGCUGCAGUGACCGGGGCCAUAUUCCUGCUUGGCAUUCCCGUUUAUUUCUUCAACCCAGCUUGGCGCCGUUACAAGCAACGACAAGAGGCGAAAUAG